This is a messenger RNA of Paramuricea clavata, 3820 nucleotides long. NCBI's taxonomy places the organism in Eukaryota, Metazoa, Cnidaria, Anthozoa, Malacalcyonacea, Plexauridae. The record is from the annotation of a GenBank genome assembly.
UUUCAGGUACUAUUCAGUUACGAAAGUUUUAAUGGGUUUCGCUGCUUCCUGUAGUCUCGUCCUUAUUUAUUUUGUUGGAUAUGAUACCGUGGAGCCCAUUUUGAAACAACAUCUACCAGAAAAUAGGUUUUAUUUGAUGUCUCUUGUGUUUAGAAUCUUAGUGUUGACACUUUCAGGUAAAAUAUAAUUCCAUUGUUUGCUUCAGCUUUCAGCUAUAGAAUCUGUAGCAAAGGUGAAAAAGAAGGCAGAUCUCUAUACAUACAAACUGAAGCUGCAUGUAUUCCGACAAUGGGACAAUUUUCACUCCUUCAUGAUCAAUUAAUUGAAUUUGUGAUAAUUUUUCUAAAACAUGAAAUAUUAUUCACUAACUAGAAAAUACAUGCAUGCACGCAGAAACCCUCGCCUUGCUGACAGCCAUUGUAUUUUCCGAACAUGAAGUAUCUAAAGUAGUUGUCAUGGUAACACGAUGAUUUUUUAAGAAUAUUCUUACAAAUGAAAAAUCGCCUAAAAAUAUCACUUUUAAUUACAAAAUUUCCCAACAUAUAUAUGGUAGGUAUGAUAUUCGGUAAUAUAAGCUUCAAUUUAAGGUAAAAUUCAACCACAAACGCUUCGUAAAAGGUUUUAAAGUGUUCUUUAUAUAACUAAACUGCCUUUAAUUAAAUGGCUGUAUCGAUAAACAUUGAGUUUGUAAUAGAAUGAUUUCAAAUUCUCGCAUGCAAAUAACUUUGCUUUCUAUUUUAUUUAAAAAAUUCAAUAUAAUAAAAAAGGGAAUCAAUAUUAAAGAUACACUGAAAUUAUAUGCUGUCUUGUUUAGUUGUUUCAUAUACGCAAAGCCAAAGGCAAAGGCCGUCGGGUUUUAAAGCAAUUAUAAAAUCAAUAUUUUAAACAAACUUACCUUCGUUAACGUCGGCUCCCUUCUCUUAGCCGAUUCUUUCGCCCUUUCUUUCUUGAAAUUUACAAAAUCUUGCGAGCAAAAAUGAAAUAUAUUUGCAAGAAAUUUAUCAAUCAUCAUAUCAAGAAAUGUUUGCUAUUUCGCUGUCGUCAUACAGUCUUUAUAAUGCAAGCUUUAAAUCGCUAUUCAUGGCAGUCCGCCACAUUUUUGAGAUCUGUGAGGAUGACCACCCACGCACAGUGAGUCACGCCCGCAAUCAUUGGUGAACUUUAGACUUCGCUAAUGCUUUCGUUUCCACGGGUGUAAAUAGCCGGGGAGAAUUAGUACCCUCGCACGGGGAAUAUAACUUUUUUCCUCGGAGAAAAGCUGAAAUUAUAUAUUUCCAGAAAUAUAUAAUUAAGUAUGUUCAUGAUGAGGGUACUAGCUGUACAUUAUAUUCAGAGUAUGCAUAGCUUAUCUACUCGUUCACAUGCGUGUGAAAGAAAUCGCAGCAAGAAUUGCAAGUGUAAUUGUAAACGGGCCUAUAGAUAUUGAACAUUUUUUUGUUGUUGUGAAUUAUUUGCGAACGAUAUUUCAAAUAACUUUUUGCUUUAAUGGAGGUAGCUUUAUGCCCCUUUGGAUAUACACAGUUGUAAAGCAGAGGAAUGUUUUGUAACGAUUUUCGUUUCUUUCAUUUGUAGCUGGUAUUGCAGCAAAUGUUCCUCAACUUGGAAAUGUAAUGUCAUUGGUUGGCUCGUUUGUGACAGCAACUGUUGGCUUUCUACUUCCUGCUGUGGCGCACACGUUACUUUUAUAUAACCAACUAUCAAGAUAUACUAUUGUUGCAAACAUUAUUUUCCUAUUCGCUGGGCUGCUCGUUCUUUUUUCCGGUGUAUAUACUUCAAUUGCACAAAUUGCUGGUGAUUACUAAUAUAUACGGGUAUAGUAUAAAGAAUGUAUCCGUCGGGAUAAAGCCCUAGUGUAUUCCAAAUAUACGAGGUAUUUUAUUGUGGUGACGGCGGUGUGGUGUGUUGGACUGGAAAUCCAAACACUUUCCUGGCAUCUGGAAGGGAAUUACGGAGAAAGAGUGGCCAGUGUUAAAAGUUUUGAUAUGGGAGUUCAAUAUCAACCAUAAAAGCGGCUCCAUUAUUUUAUUGGUGAUGUAUUUAUACCCAUGUUUCUCCAUAUAAUUACAGCUAGUGCCUGCAAGAAUUACCGUUAGAACACAUGGGGCUCAACUACUGUCAGUAACAAAUGUAAAAUAAUAAAAAUAAUGAACUUUUGCAUAAAUUCUUCGCAAGAACGUCAACAGAGAAAGAGAAAAAAAUAUUAUCUAUAUGAAGUACUAUAGAAUCCUCAACAGGUAAGUAAUGCGGCCGCGUAUAAGGUAAUAGUAUCUUUAGUAAUAUAUAAAUUAAUGUUAAUAAUAAUUAAUGUUUUUAUUUCUUGUAAUGGUAAGAAUAUUUUUAUUCGGUGAAAGAUGGAAUGUUCCAUUCAACUCGGCUGUCGCCUCGUUGAAUGGAACAUUCCAUCUUUCACCUCAUGAAAAUGUUCUUACCAUUGCACUUAUAAACAUUCAUUAUUUGUAUAUUGUAAAUCGGUUAAAGAUUUUUCCUGAUUUACAUAAACUUCAACUUUGAUUUUCUCGGCUUAGACAAUGUUUAUUUUUAAAAUUACUUCGCCAACGUUAAAACAUUCGUAUCCGAACUUUAUUAGCCUGCGUAGCAGUCGCUUUUCCUCAAAAUCUUCAAUAAAAUAAAGCGACUGCUACGCAGGCUAGAACUUUAUCUGAUAUACAAACUCUCGCCUUGUUUGUAUAUAAGAUAAAGAUCGGCUGCUCAUGUUUUAACUAUUACUUAAUUAUGCUACAUCACAGAGAAGAGAUAUACAGAGAGGAAUCACGUGGCAAAUUAUGUCACGCCGAUACAUUCAGUCUAUUAACUAUAGAAAAUUAUAUUAAUUCACUAUUUUAUUAAAUUUUGAUAAUGCAGAAGAAUAAAACUAUACAUAUUAUAGAAGUAUUUAUGUUUUUUAUGCAAGAGUUAUAUUUUGAGGCAUUUAUAUCAUUCGCUGCUUUGUUUUUUAUACGUGAGCAUCUGAAAAUCUCAGCCAGUGCUUUUCACGAUUUUAAUAAGGAGUAGAUAGGGGAAAAAACAAACUUUUGCAAAAUAAAAUGUUUGUUAUUAACACUUUUAAUAAAAGGAAAUCAAUAAAAGUGAUCGCUUACCGUUAUUCUAUAAUAAUUUAUUGAACAAAAUUUCCAUGGCUAUCUCAUUUUUAAAAAAAAAGCGUUUUUCACAUUUCGAACAGCGUUUUCCCUAUCUUUUUCUAUGAAAUUUCAGCGACGGCACUGGCUGGAAGAUUUUGCGUGGCGCGUGGAACGCGUGACCCAAAAAUUCAGGUUAUCGAGUGUCAGUUUCCUCUCUGUAUAUCUCUUCUCUGUGGCUAUAUUACCUCAUACGCGCCCGCAUUAGUUACCUGUUGAGGAUUCUGUAAUACUUCAUAUAGAUAAUAUUUUUUUAUCUAUUCAUAUAUUCAUGAAUUCAUCAAUGUUGUUGGGAAGAAUUUAUGCGAAUCUUUUAAAGUAAGUUUUCUAUUUUGAUUAUUUUACCCUUGUUACUGACAGUAGUUGAGCCCCCUAUGAUUAGAAUGAAGACCAAAUCUGAAAGCAAUAUCAUGGCAUUUCGACGAAAAAUAUGACGAAAGAACACUACAAAAAUGGUGAUUAUAUAUUCCAAGCACUGAACAACGUAACUAAACAUUAGAUGCAUACAGUUGAUAUUUAACAAAUAUAAAAAUUUUCCGUGUUGAUAUACAGUACUUAUAUUAUAUCGACACAAGUGGAAAUUGGGAAAACGAAAAAUUGUGUGGAAAAACCCCCAAAUAAAGUGGCAAUGUCUGGGGAGGAGGAGGGCUGUGAUAAAAAAGAUGAUGAGCAGUAAACUACGA